Messenger RNA from Exophiala bonariae, 1500 nucleotides. RefSeq lists its product as uncharacterized. The record is from RefSeq and is a predicted model, not a curated record. The coding region runs from base 1 to 1500 and encodes 499 amino acids. NCBI's taxonomy places the organism in Eukaryota, Fungi, Ascomycota, Eurotiomycetes, Chaetothyriales, Herpotrichiellaceae. The transcript has a single exon. Gene Ontology annotation, molecular function: hydrolase activity, hydrolyzing N-glycosyl compounds.
AUGGUGGACAGAUCGCGACUUCGAGUCUGCGAAUCCAGGACUAGAGUGUUCAUCGUGUCGGAUAUUUCAAACGAGCCAGAUGACGCCGAGUCUCUGGUUCGUUAUUUGUUGUAUGCCAACGAAUUCGAUACGAGAGGGCUGGUGGCCUGUACCUCCAACUGGAUGAAACGUGUGGUACACCCAGAAGACAUGCAGAAGAUUGUGCGAGCGUACGCCAAAGUCGUGGACAGCCUCAACCAAAAUGUGCAUCCAGACAACCAAUAUCCAUCCGCUGAAAGUAUCAUGGACCUGAUCACGACGGGACCCGCGCUCUACGGCAAAGAGGCUUUAGAGAAAGGCAUCCCACUGAGCGAAGGAGCAAAUCUCCUGAUACAGAGACUCGACGAAUCAGAAGAACCAUUGUGGAUUCUAUGCUGGGGCGGAACGAAUGUACUAGCACAAGCCCUCCAACAUGUUCAGACCGAAAGAUCGGAGAGCGAAGGUGUCAAAUUCAGAUCGAAGAUGAGGGUCUAUGCAAUUUCCGACCAAGACGACACCGGGAUGUGGAUCAGAUACCGUUUCCCGGAUAUCUUCUACAUCGCCUCGGCGCACGGCUGGAACCAGUAUGGCCUGGCUGCUUGGGCCGGUAUCUCUGGCGACAGGUACUAUGGGUUCGACAAAGGGGGACCCGAUUUCACCAAAUGUAGCAAGGAGUGGAUCAAACAACACGUCCAAAUCGGGCCGCUGGGCGGGGCAUACCCAGACUACAUGUUCAUUCCAGAAGGCGACACCCCGACAUUUCUAUACUUGAUCCAGAACGGUCUGGGCUCGUCGGAGCAUCCCGGGUGGGGAAGCUGGGGCGGUCGCUACCUGCCAACGGACGUCGGGCAAGCGGGCAAACAUUACACGGAUGCGGUAGAUCGUGUGGUGGGCAAGAACGGCGAGGUGUUUACGAGUAACCAUGCCACGAUCUGGCGCUGGCGUGAUGCGUUCCAGAACGACUUUGCCGCCAGGAUACAGUGGACGCUCGGCAAGGACGCCAGAACAUGCAACCACGCUCCCGUCGCCAUCGUCAACGACAGCCAGGGCGGACCGGAGCCUCUGCUCAUCGAAGCAGAGGCGGGAUCCACGGUUCAGCUGGACGCCAGUGCAUCGUAUGACCCCGAUGGCGAUGAACUGUCGUUUUCGUGGCUGCAGUACAAAGACGUCACCGCGACACAAUGGUGGGUCGACGCAGAAGUCGAAAGCUGUCGCAUCGAGGACGUGGACGAGAAGGCGUCCGGAAAGGUGGUGUCAGUCCAUUUGCCGCCAGCCUCAAAGUGCGCGGUAGACAUGUUCACGGGCAAGGCGAAGGAACGGGGCCAGGUCCUACACUUCAUCUUGCAACUGAAGGAUCACGGAACCCCACCGCUCGUGACAUACAAGAGGGUGGUGAUUCAAACCACCAACAAGGAAUUAAAAGGUGGACGAGAAAAUGCCGUAGACUCAAUUGCCGAGGUGCAGCAUGCUUUUGACGGGUAA